Pseudoliparis swirei is the source of this 1757-nucleotide messenger RNA. Its product is annotated as olfactory receptor class A-like protein 1. The record is from RefSeq and is a predicted model, not a curated record. Gene Ontology annotation, molecular function: pheromone receptor activity. Gene Ontology annotation, cellular component: membrane. Gene Ontology annotation, biological process: G protein-coupled receptor signaling pathway. NCBI's taxonomy places the organism in Eukaryota, Metazoa, Chordata, Actinopteri, Perciformes, Liparidae. The transcript is spliced from 2 exons. The coding region runs from base 90 to 1031 and encodes 313 amino acids.
GUGGAUGUUGAAGGAGGACAUCUGUUUGGGCACCAAGGCCACCACGCAGCGGUCCGACACCUGGGAGACAAAAGCGGGCCUCGGGGGUCAUGGAUCUGUGCGUGGCCAUCAAAGGGAUCUCCUUCUUCUUGCAAGCGUGCUUGGGCAUCUUGGGGAACGUGGUGGUGCUGCUGGCCUACGCCCACAUCAUCUACAGCGAGCCCAAGCUUCUUCCCGUGGACAUGAUCCUGUGCCACCUGGCCUUCGCCAACCUGAUGCUGGUCCUGGUCCGCAGCGUCCCCCAGACCGUGACCGUGUUCGGCAUGAGGCACCUGCUGAACGACCCCGGCUGUAAGGUGGUGAUCUACGCCUACCGCGUCGCCCGGGCGCUGUCGGUCUGCCUCACCUGCAUGCUCAGCGUGUUCCAGGCGGUGACCGUCGCCCCCCCCGGGCCCCGAUUGUCCAGGUUGAAGUCCGCACUUCCCUCCCUGGUGCUCCCCGCCUUUGCGGGACUGUGGCUCUUCAACAUGGCCAUCUGCACGCCGGCCCCUUUAUUCGCCAUCGCGCCGCGCAACGGCACCGUCCCCGCCUUCACCCUCGACCUGGGCUUCUGCCACGUGGACUUCAGAGACCAGCUGUCGUACGUGAUCAACGGAGUGGUGCUCUCCGCGAGGGAUUUCGCCUUCAUCGCCCUGAUGGUGGGCUCGAGCGGUUACAUCCUGCUGCUCCUCCACCGCCACAACCGGCAGGUGAGAGGGACGCGUCGCUCUCAGGGCGCCGGGGCGGAGACCAGGGCGGCCAAAACGGUGCUCACCCUGGUGAUUCUGUACGUGGUCUUGUUCGGGAUCGAUAACACAAUCUGGAUCUACAUGCUGACGGUGGCGAAGGUGUCGCCCGUGAUUGCCGACAUGAGGGUGUUCUUCUCCGCCUGCUACGCCGCUCUCAGCCCCUACUUAAUCAUUUCCUCCAACAAGAAGGUCAAGGCGAAGAUCGCGUGUGCAGCCGAGCAAGAGCAGCCGUCGGUGGACAAUCAGGCGUCGGGUGACAAAUGACGCUCUCUGGUUCGACAGGCCGACGACUAACAAGACGGCCGAGUUGUGCACAGGCCUCGUUGUUUUCAACACUGCUGCAAAGAUGACUGACAGCUACUGAGACAGUGGACCCUUUUAGAAACAAACAGUCUUGGAGAUAGAUGGUUAUUUUGUUAUAUUUCCAUCAAAAUCGCAAAUAUACUGUACCGGCUUUGUGUUUUGUGAAUUUGUGAACAUUUUGAAUGUCGUCAACAACAACAAAAACACACACCAUCAUCAUCAUCAUCGCUGAGCUUAAACAAUUUAAUUAAAUAAGUAAAUUAACUUGAAGGAAAUAUGCCAAACAUCCCCUUUAUUAUAGCUUAUGUUAAGAGGAUUUGAUGCUUUACUUGAUCUUUGAGUUUGGAGAUUUGUGGAUUAAUGAUAAGCGGUUAGCCAGAAUUAAGGAUAUUUUGGUCAUGCUUUUAAACAGUUUCAGGGGAAUUCAAGGUUUAACGUUAUUUGUUCAAAUGUUUUAAUUUUAUUUUGAUCAAAAUAUUUCAAUUGGACUGUUUAAGGCUCAUUAAAAUAAUGAGAAUCAUAAUUCAUCCACCAUAAUUAUAUUCUUGAUAUUAUGGGAAGGGCGUUGAAAUUUAAAUUGUGAAAAAAAGACAAUUUUGUAGACUUUUUCUUGUGACUAAUCAAAAGUCUUACAGGGCGGUUGCAGUAUUUCUUCCAUCUUAGUCCAGAAUUUGAAGAUGACGCUUU